GAUGAAGAUCGAGCAUUCCAACCUCGUUGUCUAGGCCAUUGUCGUUUGCCGGUCAAUCAGGGAGUGGGACGUCUUCUUUCAUCGCUUGAAUCACGACCUUCCCAUGUUCUCCGUCUCCAUCUUCUGGCUUGACCCUGAGCACCAGCAGCCGGAGCGGAUCCCUGUUUUGGUGGUGCAGGUAUAGCGAGCGAGGCCUGCCACUACGUCAAAAGAAAGGGCUUCGACAAUGGGAAUUAAAGGGCUCCAUGUUCUCCUUAAAUCAAUCCAGAAACAAUGCCACCUAAAAAACUUUAGUGGACAGACAUUAGGCGUCGAUGCCUACGGAUGGCUACAUCGUGGCACGGUCGCGUGUUCCGUGGAUUUGGUCCUGGGCAAGCCCACGAGAAAACAUAUCGACUUUGUGCUAAACCGAGUGCGCAUGCUUAUCUACUUCGGAGUGACGCCAUACCUCGUGUUCGACGGAGAUAAUCUUCCCAGCAAGUCUGGCACCGAAGCCAGUCGUCAGAAAAAGCGACAUGAUAGCAAGGCACUCGGGAUGGAGUUGCUCCGAAAGGGCCGAACGAAGGAAGCGUACCAGGAACUGCAGAAGGCGGUUGACGUAACUCCACUCAUGGCGCGUGAAUUGAUCGAAGAACUGAAGCAGAUGAGCGUCUCAUUUGUCGUGGCUCCGUACGAAGCAGAUGCGCAGCUUGUAUAUUUGGAGCAGCAGGGCAUCAUCGAUGGGAUCAUCUCUGAAGACUCCGACUUGCUCGUGUUUGGCGCAAAACGCCUGCUGUCUAAGCUCGACCACCAUGGCGACUGCAUUGAAAUCAAUCGAGCGGACUUUGGGGCUUGCCGAGACGUCAGUCUGAUAGGAUGGUCGGACGACGACUUUCGGCGUAUGUGUAUCCUCGCCGGCUGUGACUAUCUGGCCAACAUCCCGCGGAUGGGUUUAAAAACAGCUCACCAGAGCAUACGAAGAUACAGGAACGUCGAGAAAGCCGUGCGAAUGCUUCAGUUUGACGGCCAAUAUCACGUUCCUGCGGACUACUUAAAGGACUUCAAACAGGCAGAGCUCACUUUCCUGUAUCAGCGAGUCUAUUGUCCCAAGGUCAAAAAGCUGGUUACGCUCAGUGCUCCUGAAAGUGAUAUCAUCCUAGAAGAAAUGCCUUUUAUCGGCGGCGACGUUGAGCCUGAGGUUGCAGUGGGCGUUGCUCAUGGAGAUUUGGACCCAACAACCAAGCAACCGCUGGUGUUGAAGCCACCAGUCGCAGCGAGGUAUACCGAGAAACGAUUCCCAAACACUUUACAGCGCCGACAAACACUCGGAUCAGCCGCCGAAUUGAAGUCCAACAAGCCCAUUAACUCCUUUUUCACUCCAAGACGAAUGCCAUUAGCUGAGCUAGAUCCGAAUAGUCUCACGCCUUCGCCAAGUCAGCAACGGCUCCUGGAGCGACAUGCCAAUACUUCCUGGGAGAGCAGUCCCGUUCCCACACAGCCCACUCUAAUGAGAUCGGCCUCAUCUGUCACAACGUCGAACAGAUUCUCCAGCCCCUUGACGAGAAGUGUGGAGCGGGGCUCUUUCCUUCCCCACGCCUCCAAAGUUCUUGCCCUGCAAUCCUCUAAGCGACAGCGUCUCUGUUCAGACAUAGAUGACGGAAACUCGCCAAGUGUUUCUAGUUGUCGCAGUCGGUUCUUUGCGGGCCGUGCUAACGAAUCUAGCCCUAUUGGACUAAAGGCGAACCGAACCAAGAAAGCUCGGAAACAUUCACUGGACGUCUUUUCAGACGAUUCAGUAGAGGAUAUGAUGUCUCAGAUUCCGGAUCCAGCCGAGCCUUCUGCGAAAGAUGCAAGCCAUAAAAACCAAGAUGCUGGCUUGGGCCCAGCUCCGGGCGGGGACGUUCUGCUCCCGCAGAGCACCGAGACCGAUGCCCCUGACCACCUGACUCACGAGCCGGAGCAGAAACAAGACGUGCCAUCCGGACUCGCUCCUGUUCAUGAAGACAACCCCAAGUUUGUCAGCCUGGAGUACAAACCGGCCGUGUCUCAGCAAGUACUCGACCAUCACACCGAAAAGCAAAACUCGUCGCUGCUCUCGAGGUUUGCAUUCCAGGGCAGAGAUAGCAGCGCUCCUUCGGAGAGCGUCGGCCGCGCAGAAAGCAAUGGACGGCUGCCACCUCCCGUGGGACACUCGCAAUUGUCGAUCGGCCUGAGAACCGGAAGUCUAAGGACACCGCCCAGACGUGGACGGACAACACCUUUGCAACGACUGGGUCAAAGUGCCUUGGCUAGGUCCCGGUCUCUCAGCCAUCUUUCGUCUUCAUUAGCCGCAUUUCGAGCGUCCAAGGUUUCAAUAACCCCUGUCGAGGCCCCCAAAAGUAGUCCGAGUAGCACCCAUAAUCUGAUGACGACCUGCCAUGGGAGUGAAGACAUGAUCAUUCCGGACAGUGAGGACGAAGAAGAGUUGGAAGAACCCGAGGAUGAAGCGACUGGAGGCCGGCCAAUUCCAGUUGCUAUUGAUCUCAAACGGUUCUGUUUUGCGGGCCGAUAGAUGCACUUGGAGUGCCUGGACACAUGAUUAACAUGAUCAACAACAACAACAACAACAACAACAACAACAUCAUCAUCAUCAUCAUCAUCAUCAUCAUCAUCAUCAUCAUCAUCAUCAUCAUCAUCAUCAUCAUCAUAUCAUCAUCAUCAUUGCGGGCGUUCUCUGGGAUACUGUUAAUUUUGUCUAUCCAUGGCAUUGGGUUAGUGAUUGAGAUACAUAG
This is a messenger RNA of Aspergillus homomorphus CBS 101889, 2750 nucleotides long. RefSeq names its product putative exonuclease. Lineage: Eukaryota; Fungi; Ascomycota; Eurotiomycetes; Eurotiales; Aspergillaceae. The coding region runs from base 227 to 2530 and encodes 767 amino acids. The transcript is spliced from 3 exons. Gene Ontology annotation, biological process: mismatch repair; DNA double-strand break processing; DNA recombination. Gene Ontology annotation, molecular function: DNA binding; metal ion binding; 5'-flap endonuclease activity. The record is from RefSeq and is a predicted model, not a curated record. Gene Ontology annotation, cellular component: nucleus.